Messenger RNA from Aspergillus japonicus CBS 114.51, 1582 nucleotides. Its product is annotated as ribonuclease P protein subunit p40. The record is from RefSeq and is a predicted model, not a curated record. Gene Ontology annotation, cellular component: ribonuclease MRP complex; multimeric ribonuclease P complex. Bases 240 to 1466 code for a protein of 408 amino acids. Gene Ontology annotation, molecular function: ribonuclease P activity; ribonuclease MRP activity. Gene Ontology annotation, biological process: tRNA 3'-end processing; tRNA 5'-leader removal; endonucleolytic cleavage in ITS1 to separate SSU-rRNA from 5.8S rRNA and LSU-rRNA from tricistronic rRNA transcript (SSU-rRNA, 5.8S rRNA, LSU-rRNA). The transcript is spliced from 7 exons. NCBI's taxonomy places the organism in Eukaryota, Fungi, Ascomycota, Eurotiomycetes, Eurotiales, Aspergillaceae.
GAUAUACUUGGGUUCUCAGCCAAUAGUACAGAGGAGUCACGCUACAAUACUUUCCAUCUAUUUUCACUGCUACUGGUACAAUUUAUCCGGGCUGUAUAGCGGAUCAUCUCCGUGAUCUCCUCACCAGCGAAACUGAAGGGAGCGAUAAAACUCUCCGGGCUGGAUCGCAUCCGAGCUUUUUUCAAUCGUUCAAAUCGACAACAAUCGCUCUCAACUCGUCUCGAUAAACCUUCUACGUCAUGUUAGAAUUCAACGACGAUGCGUCCAGGCGCGAGAAGUGCUUCACCAGCCUAGGACAGCUGCCGCCAUUCAUCGAUCCUAAGCAGCCACCGACAAGAAAAGUCCCGUUCUCGGCCAUUCUGGGCCAUCCUUUCGUCCAUACAGUUGAAGUCACCUUACCAAAAGAGGCAUACACGACCAUCCAAACAUCCUUGGACAGCAAACUACAGAAGCUCCGCUAUGCGAGGGUGUUCAUGUCCCUGUCGUCUCUACUGGAGACGGAAUUCUUCAACACCUACAUCAAGAAAGGAAACCUUCUUAUGAUCUCGGAGGGCCGAUCAGGCUCAGACAGCGUCUUCACGCUCCGAGAUGGCAUCUUGAAGCUUGAGCUCAGCAGGGAGAUCUUCGAACGAACCGGUCUAACCGGCAAGCCCAUCCGCAGCGGCGGCAGGAAACACGCGAAAGAGCGAUACAUCAUCGAGCUCAACCUCCGCUUACCAUCGAUGCUCCACGGCAAGAAGGGCUUCAAGCGGAUCGAAUGGGCCUUCCAAAACGUCCUUACUCAAUCCGUAGCCUGGCUCUUCUUCGACCUUUCAUCCGAGACUAAUGGCAUCGCCGACGACGACCUAUCCCUCAAAGGCAACCACCCGCAAAUCAUCCGCUGCACGCCCGCCAUCACCGAACACCCCCAAAUCCUCGUUCCGCCUCUCGACACCCUCAAACUCAUGGACCCAUCCCCCCCCGCCACCGCCACCGCCACCACCACUGCCCACCAAGAGCAAUUGCAAAACCAAUGCGCCGAGAUCUCCGAAUGGCUGGCGAUGGUCUCCCUCGCCUCGCCGCGCGUCACCGCCGCCGACGACGUGGACCCGUACCUGAGCCGCUACAGCGUGCCGGACGCGGACGGGGCCACACCGACCGACCUCGUGACUCUGCGGUGGCGCGGCCUGAUCCCUCCCAAAUGGAUUGUGGGGUUGCUGGUGCAUUUACUGCGCGAGACGGCUGCCGGUGGCUCUGCGGCCUCAUCGUCCGCUUGGUUUGCUAUCUCGGCGAAUGCGCUGGGCCGGGAGGCGGUGGAGGCUCGGGAUGGGUAUUCGCUGUUGGUGCUUCCGGCGUUGAUGCCUGCUGCGCCUUCGGGGAGGGGCGAGGAUGAUGCGAACGGGGGCAAGGAUGCGAUUGCGGCUGCUCGGCGGAUGGGACGGCAUUUUCUUAGUUGGGAGUUUGUGGGGGCGUCGGUUCUACAGUAACGGGGUUGAUGUUCUGGAAACCGUUGGAAAAGCGUAAUUGAUUAUACCCCCCGUGUUGGAGAACGUUAUAUCCAGAUAAGAAGGUUUAUGCUGCAUGUAUAGAGAUGGCCACUUAU